AUGAAUCUAUUUAAUCUAUCAUAGGUCGGAGGGAACUUUAUUUUUAAUAUAUUACAUUGAUUUUCUUUUGAGUCUACUUCGAAGUACUUUCGAUAUAUUUUUAGUAUCCAGAUUUAUUGCUUUAUGCACGAAUAUUUACAUUUAAUGUAAAAAUGUCAUUUAUUAUGCGAACACUACAAUGGCCGUGCUAUUUGAGUGUCAAUAACAAGUGUUUAGUUGUAUUGGGACUUUAAUUUGCAAUGGUUGUAUUUAAUAAUGUGACGAUGGAUACUUUUCAUCAAAAGAAAUGGCUGUUACUUUUGAUAACUAUCGUGUGGCGGGAGCUGGACCUUGUCAAUGGUCUGAAGUGUUAUUGCAACAGUGAUAGUCCCAGCUGCCCUAACUCAACAUGCGAGACAGACGGAUUCUGCUAUGCAUCAACAACAUUGGAACAUGGAAUACAGAAAUAUUCAUACCACUGUAUCGAGUUGAAAUCACUGAUACCCAUCGAGCACCCCUUCAGUUGCUCCACGACGAGAACUAGAAAUGAAUCGGUGGUGAUAGAGUGUUGUAAGUCACAUGACAUGUGCAAUCGCGACCUGCGCCUGGAGAUCCAUAAGAAGCCGGCAGACACGGGUACGUCAGCGACGGCAUGGCAAGUGGUGCCGUGGCUUAUGGGUCUGAUGGUGCUCGGUGUGUGCGCGGCUAUAAGCUUCUGGUGGGCGAAGCGAUCAAGCAACGUGAAGGAGAGAGGCUCCCGUCCGCUUUACCCAACCGAGGAGUCUCUGUGCGAGACGCGACAUCCGAUCACCGCUACUAUACGAGACAUGAUUGAACUUACGACCUCCGGAUCUGGAUCAGGUUUACCCUUACUUGUACAACGAUCGAUUGCGAGACAGAUACAACUAGUGGACAUUAUUGGUAAGGGGCGCUUCGGUGAGGUAUGGCGGGGUCGCUGGAGGGGGGAGAAUGUUGCGGUCAAAAUAUUUUCAUCACGAGAAGAAUGCUCAUGGUUCCGUGAGGCAGAAAUAUAUCAAACUGUAAUGUUGCGACAUGAAAAUAUCCUUGGUUUCAUCGCUGCGGACAACAAAGAUAAUGGAACAUGGACGCAACUAUGGCUAAUAACAGAUUACCAUGAGAACGGUUCGCUUUUUGACUUCCUUACAUCGCGCACUAUUGACUCCAAUACUUUGAUUAAGAUGUCGUUGUCGAUUGCAACAGGAUUGGCCCAUCUUCAUAUGGAUAUUGUUGGCACUAAAGGCAAACCAGCUAUAGCGCACAGGGAUUUAAAGUCGAAGAAUAUUCUCGUGAAAAGUAAUUUGACAUGUGUGAUCGGCGAUCUCGGUUUGGCGGUGAGACAUAAUGUAGCGAGUGACUCUGUGGAUAUACCCUCAACUAAUAGAGUUGGCACUAAACGUUACAUGGCACCAGAGGUUUUGGACGAGAGUAUGGAUUCUAGGCAAUUUGAUCCAUACAAACGAUCGGAUGUGUAUUCCUUUGGUUUAGUUUUGUGGGAGAUGGCACGUAGAUGUGGUAUAAUGCCGGAUGAAUAUCAACCGCCGUAUUACGAUUGUGUACCUCCAGACCCAAGCCUUGAUGAUAUGAGACGCGUCGUUUGCUUGGAGAAAAGGAGACCCAACGUUCCCAAUAGAUGGCAUUCGGAUAUUGUAUUGUCAGCGAUAUCGAAGGUGAUGAAGGAAUGCUGGUACCAGAAUCCGGCGGCGCGGCUCACGGCACUACGGAUCAAGAAGACAUUGGCUAACAUCGCAACUGCGGAUCACAUCAAACUGUAAUUACUCCCAAAAGAUUUUCGACGACAUUGGCUGGCUAGUAUGCGGUGACUAAAAGAAUUCCAUGUAAUUCCUUUAAGGCGUGUAAAGGAUUCCGACCCUACCUCGUAGUUUUAUAUUCGAGUAAAUAUCACAUUGGAGCAUUUAUUGUAGUAAAACUUUACACUUUACAGUAGUAGGGACAUUCGUUGUAGUGAUAUUGUUUUGUUACCAACUACGUAGAUUUAAGUUUUGUUAAGGCUAUUCCGUUUAUCGUUUUAAUAUUAUUGAGCAUAUCGUAAACUAAAUCUUAGUGGGGAUUUUUAUUUUUGUAAAGCUAUUUUACUGUGAUAUAAAGCUAAAAUUGCAGCUAUUCUUCUCAAUUUUGCUUGUAAUCGGUUGCAAGUGUGUUGUUUUUAUACAUAGGGUUUUGUGGGAUAUCACCCAUACCCUAUUUUACGCAAAUAGUUGAUAUACAAAAUAGUAUGUCAAUUAUUUUCGUAAUUUUUUUAUCCAAUUAAAAAAAAAUUGUUAUUAUCGUCUGUCCGUAAAAUCAAGUAUCCCGCGUAAUAUAAUGUUCCCGUAUCCGCAGGAAUACUUUGAUUAUUAUUAUUUAAAGUUAAUGUUUUACAAUUAUUUCACAAGGUGAACUUUAUUUGCCCCACCCUAUGACGUCAUCGGCAAAGGUUAUCGCAUUUUGUGCAAGUGAUCAAAACAAAAUCGUAUCUAAAUAAUUGAUACCGAAAAUUAAUUAAAUUAAAACCUUUUCUGAGAUGACUUGUUAAAUAAUAAAUAUAUCAUAUUUAAUAUAAAAAAUAUCAUCUGUAUACAUGUUGACAGAUCUGUUUCUGACUUGUAUGUCGGCCAAUUUAAUUGUUUGUUGUUUUUUUUUAAAUUGAAACAGUUAUCCUUUAUAAUUUGACAUCAAAUCAUUAAUAGAUCUGUAACCUAUAUCUUGAUAUUUAUUUUCUGUUUACAUUCUUUGUAAUAUUUAUAGAUCUUAAGAC
Molecule: messenger RNA, 2755 nt
Organism: Papilio xuthus (Asian swallowtail)
Lineage: Eukaryota; Metazoa; Arthropoda; Insecta; Lepidoptera; Papilionidae
Gene: babo
Product: TGF-beta receptor type-1 babo
Exons: 10
Coding region: 240-1772 (510 amino acids)
Biological process (GO): cellular response to growth factor stimulus; cell surface receptor protein serine/threonine kinase signaling pathway; protein phosphorylation
Cellular component (GO): plasma membrane; signaling receptor complex
Molecular function (GO): ATP binding; transmembrane receptor protein serine/threonine kinase activity
Source: RefSeq, a predicted model, not a curated record